UUAACAGGAAAAUGCUGAUCAUACUCCAUUUACUGCUGUUACUCAGAGCGGGACGUUGCACAGAUGAUCUGAUCUUUGAGACAAAGGUUGUUGGUGUUGGAGAUGAUGUGAAUUUGACGUGUGCUCGACAGAAAUCUGGUGAUGAUGACCCCGAUCCCGCUGCACGCUUAUAUUGGAUCAGGCUUGUUUCUGGAAACUUGCCUGAAUUCUUGGGAGGAACAUUUAGCUUUGAUUACAAGAGUGUUAAUACGACUCCUCGCAUUACAGCAAAACAAGAGCCUGGAACUUUUCUUCUGCAUAUUAGUAAAACAGAGCGAAGGGAUACUGGAUUUUAUUACUGCAUAAAAGUAACAAUACUUGACAUGAAAUUUUUGAGAGGAACAUUUCUGAGAAUUAAAGGACCAGAACCAGAUAUCACUGACAUCAUUCAAGUCUCUCCAUCUGAUCCAGUCCAUCCAGGAGACUCAGUGACUCUGCAGUGUUCAGUCCUCUCUGACUCUGAGAUGAAAACAUGUCCAGGAGAUCACAGUGUGUUCUGGUUCAGAGCUGGAUCAGAUGAGUCUCGUCCCAGUUUCAUUUAUACUCAUGGAAACAGUGGUGAUCAAUGUGGACAGAGUCCUGAAGCUCACUCUCCACAGAAAUGUGUCUACAGCUUCUCUAAGAACGUCAGCUCCUCUGAUGCUGGGACUUAUUACUGUGCUGUGGCCACAUGUGGACAGAUAUUAUUUGGAAAUGGAACCAAACUCAACAUUGAAGCACACAACGUGUGGGAUUUACAGACGGCCAGUACACUUCUGAUUCUGUUAUGUGCUGCUUUGGUUAUAAGUCUGAUCGUUAUUGCCAUCCUGAUUUAUCUCAUCAAGAAGAAAACUUGUGAUUGUUGCAAAGCUGCAGUUUCUCUGCAAACAGAUUCUGCAACAGCCAGUGGUAAUCAGAAAAGUCAUUUGAGAGAUGAGGACUCAUUGGUUUAUUCUGCACCAACGUUCACCAGUCGGAAAGCUGGUAAAGCAGAGAGAAGGAACACAAGAACAGCAGAAGGAGAGACAGUCUACACUGAUUCUCCAUGCACUUUAAAAGUAACUGAAGUUGUUCCAGAUACCUCCGCUCUCAAAAGCGGUUGCACAGAUGAUCUGAUCUUUGAGACAAAAGUUGUUCGUGUUGGAGAUGAUGUGAAUUUGACGUGUACUCUCCAGGACUUUGAUGCCAAUACACGUUUAUAUUGGAUCAGGGUUGUUUCUGGAAACUUGCCUGAAUUCUUGGGAGGAACAUAUAGAUUUGAUUACAGAAGUGUUAAUACGACUUCUCGCAUUACAGCAACAAGAAAACAUGGAUUUUUUCUUCUUCUUAUUAGUAAAACAGAGCUAAGUGAUAAUGGAGUUUAUUACUGUAUGAAAAUAAAACAACUUGACAUGAAAUUUUUGAGAGGAACAUUUCUGAGAAUUAAAGGACCAGAACCAGAUAUCACUGACAUCAUUCAAGUCUCUCCAUCUGAUCCAGUCCAUCCAGGAGACUCAGUGACUCUGCAGUGUUCAGUCCUCUCUGACUCUGAGACGAAAACAUGUGCAGGAGAUCACAGUGUGUUCUGGUUCAGAGCCGGAUCAGAUGAAUCUCAUCCCAGUUUCAUUUAUACUCAUGGAAACAGUGGUGAUCAAUGUGGACAGAGUCCUGAAGCUCACUCUCCACAGAAAUGUGUCUACAGCUUCUCUAAGAACGUCAGCUCCUCUGAUGCUGGGACUUAUUACUGUGCUGUGGCCACAUGUGGACAGAUAUUAUUUGGAAAUGGAUCAAAACUCAACAUUGAAGCACACAACACGUGGGAUUUACAGACGCCUCUGAUUCUGUUAUGUGCUGCUUUGGUUAUAAGUCUGAUCGUUAUUGCCAUCCUGAUUUAUCUCAUCAAGAAGAAAACUUGUGAUUGUUGCAAAGCUGCAGUUUCUCUGCAAACAGAUUCUGCAGCAGCCAGUGGUAAUCAGAAAAGUCAUCUGAGAGAUGAGGACUCAUUGAUUUAUUCUGCACCAACGUUCACCAGUCGGAAAGCUGGUAAAGCAGAGAGAAGGAACACAAGAACAGCAGAAGGAGAGACAGUCUACACUGAUGUCAGGGCUUUACCAUAGAUUAGCUGUUGACUUGUUCAUUGAAGCUGAUAUAAUUUAUGUCUGUCACACUGUGGGAAAUCUGCUGCUUUACAUCAGUGUCACAUCUAAAUACUUUAUUUCAAUAACCUUAAAAGUGUUUAUCGUAUCAUUUUGACAUUAUAUUUUGUCCAGUUUCCUGCCAUGACUGUAAGAGUUUUUCACUUUUUAAUAAGUAUAAUGGAUUUUAGUGAUAGUCUCUGGAAUUAUGUGUCUCAUAUCUAUUCAUACUUUCUUCACUUCAACAUUUCCUUUUUCAUUAUGAUCUUCUAAGAGGUUUAACAUGUUAACACUCAAACAGGCUUUUUGGAAGAUUUAAUGUGACAGAGUUGGAGGGUUGAGGGACAUUUCCUGUCUUUCUCCUUUUUGUCUGAUAUAGAGUUCUAUGGCUUUUAACUGUGUAUCUGAGUCAUGUAAAACAAUUGUUUCAAUUAAAAUGAA
Toxotes jaculatrix (banded archerfish) is the source of this 2573-nucleotide messenger RNA. RefSeq lists its product as uncharacterized. The record is from RefSeq and is a predicted model, not a curated record. NCBI's taxonomy places the organism in Eukaryota, Metazoa, Chordata, Actinopteri, Toxotidae. Bases 12 to 2114 code for a protein of 700 amino acids. Gene Ontology annotation, biological process: response to bacterium. The transcript has 12 exons.